Asterias rubens (European starfish) is the source of this 1887-nucleotide messenger RNA. RefSeq names its product peroxiredoxin-1-like. The coding region runs from base 89 to 685 and encodes 198 amino acids. Gene Ontology annotation, biological process: response to oxidative stress; hydrogen peroxide catabolic process; cellular response to stress. Gene Ontology annotation, cellular component: cytosol. The record is from RefSeq and is a predicted model, not a curated record. The transcript is spliced from 7 exons. Gene Ontology annotation, molecular function: thioredoxin peroxidase activity. Lineage: Eukaryota; Metazoa; Echinodermata; Asteroidea; Forcipulatida; Asteriidae.
ACUGAAUCAUUGUGUUGCAUACAGUCGAGGUAAACCGGGUGACAAAAUAACUAGCACUUCAGCAGAAAGCCAGUAACACUAGAUCACAAUGUCUGCCGGAAAAUGUCAAAUCACAAAGCCCGCUCCGGAUUUCUCUGGCACGGCUGUCAUGCAAGAAGGUGAUUUUAAAGACAUCAAACUGUCCGACUACAAAGGAAAGUACCUCGUGUUUUUCUUCUACCCAUUGGACUUCACAUUUGUUUGUCCAACGGAGUUGAUUGCCUUCAGUGAUCGAGUGAAGGAGUUUAACGACAUCAACUGUGAGGUGUUAGCUUGCUCCUGUGAUUCUCACUUCAGUCAUUUAGCAUGGACAGAGAAACCGCGCAAAAAGGGUGGUAUUGGCAAGAUGGCCAUGCCUCUUCUUGCAGAUAAGAGCUGUCAGAUCGCCAGGGACUACGGUGUGCUUAUUGAGGAAGAUGGUGUUUCAUUCCGCGGUCUUUUUAUCAUUGACGACAAGGGAAACUUGCGCCAGAUCACCAUUAAUGAUCUCCCUGUAGGCCGCUCUGUGGACGAAACAUUACGACUCGUUCAGGCUUUCCAGUUCACCGAUAAACACGGAGAAGUUUGCCCAGCAGGCUGGCGCCCUGGCGGCGACACCAUCAAGCCAGAUGUCAAAAAAAGCAAAGACUACUUCAGCAAACAGUAACCAAAGCAACGAGACAGCAAUGAAAAGCAGCACUGACUUAAUAUGUUUAUGUGUAACAUAUUUGUAUUAAACAGCAGUGACAGUUAUGAGAAUUGGAAAUAGUUUUAAACAUAGUUUGACACAUGUGACAACAUAUUGAAAAUAACGCUUGUUUGGUGUAGAACAUCCUUUGUUUUUGUCCUGUGGGAAUGCAACUAGAGUUUAGAUUUGCACAUUUCAGUCUGCACCAUGCAGCUAUUUCAUGUGUAGUUUUGUAGGUGACGUACCUGUAGGGGAGGUUUUUGGCUGUGGCUGUUUCAUGUUUCAUUAUAUUGGAUUCGUGUGGGUUUGCAGUACAAGUUGGGGACUUUCUGUAAAAGUGGUUUCAUGAAGUAGUUAAAGGGUUUUCUGACACAGCUGCCCCGGUUGGUCUGAAUUUGUGUAGAAAGUCCUUAGCAACACCAUUAGAAACAGUUGUAGCCGUAGUUGUAGCUUACUAAGUAAGUGACGCUCUAUGAGGCUGUUUCAUGUAUUAUUUUUGUAACUUCCUCAUACAGUACUCUUUAACUAUUUAUCAGUACACCCAUGGCAGCAUUUGGAAUUCAGUAUUGCAGUUAUUACUUUGUUUCUUGGCAAGUUAAGAUGAGUAAGUAGGUAACUUUCCAGUAAAUAACUUUUUGGUUGACCUUAAUGGGGACUUGUGGUGUCGCUUGUGGUGUCGCUGGUGGUGGCAUUGCUUUUGGAAUUGUGCACAUGCUCAGAACUGUGUAUACAAUGGAAGAGGUUAAUCUGUUGCUACACAGCAUCCCAAAGUCGCCCAUAUCGGUCAACUGGAUCAUAUAUGACCAAACAAAAACCUGAUUUCUUAUCCAAAAGUCGCUAACAAAGUCUGACUUUUGUCGUUGUCUGUACAUGUACAUGUAUGUAUUGUGUUGGGCUUGAGUAUGUAGGUUACUUAAGUAAAAAUGCCACAAGCCUGUGAUCACCAAUUUUCGCUUACAGAACAAGCAUUGAAUUUCUGCGCUAGCUGUGUACAAAUGGUAGUAACGUGGCAUGUGCACAAGUUGCAAUUCCCUGCUAACCUGUGAAAUACGCUUGACAGCAGAGAAUUCCCUGCUUCUGUAAGCGUUGAUACUUCGCUUACGGUAAGCAGAGCCAUGAAAUUGGUCCAGCUCGUGAAGCAAAUCAAAAACUGUAUACUUGGUUGACUCCCAAAAGUAAAU